AUGCCUGUCAUCUCGCGCCUUGCAUCCAUUAUUCUCCGUAUUGCGGAAAUCGGCUUUGCAGCUGUUGUCGCCGGUGUUAUCGGACACCACCUUGCGAGAGUCCACCACAGCAGCACAAAUGUCGACUGGUGGCCUGAGUCACGUUGGAUCUAUACUGAGGUCAUCGCUGGUAUAUCGAUUCUGCUAGGCCUCAUAUGGCUGAUUCCCUUCUCAUCGGGAUUCUUUUCUUGGCCUCUGGACGUCCUUAUUUCCUUCGCUUGGUUUGCUGCCUUCGGUGUCCUUGUUGACUGGCUCAAGCGCCAAGGCUGCGGUAGUCCUUGGAUUUGGCGCUUUGGAGGAGGCUCAGCCUGUGGGCAGUGGAGAGCUGCCGAGGCUUUCAGCUUCCUUUCCGCUAUUCUCUGGCUUGUCUCUGGUAUUGUGGGAAUUUGGUUCACAUUCCGUGUUCGCCCGAGCACCACUGAUGGAUCUCGUCGCCGUCGCUGGGGCCGUUCCAACGUCUAG
Molecule: messenger RNA, 501 nt
Organism: Penicillium brevicompactum
Lineage: Eukaryota; Fungi; Ascomycota; Eurotiomycetes; Eurotiales; Aspergillaceae
Product: MARVEL domain-containing protein
Exons: 5
Coding region: 1-501 (166 amino acids)
Cellular component (GO): membrane
Source: RefSeq, a predicted model, not a curated record